ACGUGCCUUGUGUUACCUUCUUAAUUCUGGACCCUCACCCAGGAGCCCAAGGACAAGACUGCCAGCCUGAGCUUGAAUUCCAACCACCUCCUGAGGCCUGCCUGGGUCCCCUCUGCUCUGACCCUUCUGUUGACAAGCAGCGGCGAGCCUCAGAGGAAGGGAGCUCUCAGCCAGACAACGCCAAGAACGCUGUCACCAUGACAACCAGUCACCAGCCUCAGGACAGGUACAAAGCUGUCUGGCUUAUCUUCUUCAUGCUCGGUCUGGGGACGCUGCUCCCUUGGAACUUCUUCAUGACGGCCACUAUGUAUUUCACAACCCGCCUGGACAAGUCCCAUAAUGUGUCUUUGGACACUGCUGAGGUAAACAAGGACAUCCAGGCCUCAGCACCCCCUGCAGCACCCUCUACCGAGCGGAGUUCUCUCAGUGCCACCUUCAACAAUGUCAUGACCCUGUGUGCCAUGCUGCCCCUGCUGCUCUUCACGUGCCUCAAUUCCUUCCUGCAUCAGAGGAUCCCUCAGUCAGUACGGAUCCUGGGCAGCCUGCUGGCCAUCCUGCUGGUGUUCAUGAUCACUGCCAUCCUGGUGAAGGUACAGAUGGAUGCUUUGUCCUUCUUCGUCAUCACCAUGAUCAAGAUCGUAUUCAUUAAUUCGUUUGGUGCCAUACUGCAGGGCAGUCUGUUUGGUCUGGCUGGCCUCUUGCCGAUCAGCUACACGGCCCCCAUCAUGAGUGGCCAGGGCCUGGCGGGCUGCUUCUCCUCAGUGGCCAUGAUCUGUGCCAUUGCCAGUGGCUCAGAGCUGUCAGAAAGUGCCUUUGGCUACUUUAUCACAGCCUGUGCGGUCAUCAUUCUGACCAUCAUCUGUUACCUGGGCCUGCCCCACCUGAAAUUCUACCGCUACUACCAGCAGCACAAGCUUGAAGGGCCUGGGGAGCAGGAGACCAAGUUGGACCUCAUUAGUAAAGGAGAGGAGCCAAGAGCAGGCAAAGAGGAGCCCAGGGUCUCAGCCCCCAACUCUCAGCCCACCUCCAAUAAACCCUCUGUCAGAGCCAUCCUCAAAAAUAUCUCAGUCCUGGCUUUCUCCGUCUGCUUUGUCUUCACUGUCACCAUUGGGUUAUUUCCUGCUGUGUCCGCCGAGGUCAAGUCCAGCAUCGCGGGCGCCAGUGCCUGGGGAAACUACUUCAUUCCUGUGUCCUGUUUCUUGACUUUCAAUGUCUUUGACUGGCUGGGUCGGAGCCUCACAGCCGUAUUCAUGUGGCCUGGGAAGGACAGCCACUGGCUACCAAGCCUGGUGGUGGCCCGGGUGGUGUUCGUGCCCCUCUUGAUACUGUGCAACGUGCAUCCCCGCUACUACCUGCCUGUGGUCUUUGAGCACGAUGCCUGGUUCAUCUUUUUCAUGGCCGCCUUCGCCUUCUCCAACGGCUACCUCGCCAGCCUCUGCAUGUGCUAUGGGCCCAAGAAAGUGAAACCGGCUGAGGCGGAGACCGCAGGAGCCAUCAUGGCCUUCUUUCUGUGUCUCGGCUUGGCACUGGGGGCUGUCUUCUCCUUCCUGUUCCGGGCAAUUGUGUGA
Trichechus manatus latirostris (Florida manatee) is the source of this 1568-nucleotide messenger RNA. RefSeq names its product solute carrier family 29 member 1 (Augustine blood group) (gene SLC29A1). The transcript has 13 exons. Gene Ontology annotation, biological process: uridine transmembrane transport; nucleoside transmembrane transport. Gene Ontology annotation, cellular component: plasma membrane. NCBI's taxonomy places the organism in Eukaryota, Metazoa, Chordata, Mammalia, Sirenia, Trichechidae. The coding region runs from base 198 to 1568 and encodes 456 amino acids. Gene Ontology annotation, molecular function: nucleoside transmembrane transporter activity. The record is from RefSeq and is a predicted model, not a curated record.